This is a messenger RNA of Eutrema salsugineum, 682 nucleotides long. RefSeq names its product heavy metal-associated isoprenylated plant protein 1-like. The transcript has 3 exons. Gene Ontology annotation, molecular function: metal ion binding. Lineage: Eukaryota; Viridiplantae; Streptophyta; Magnoliopsida; Brassicales; Brassicaceae. The record is from RefSeq and is a predicted model, not a curated record. The coding region runs from base 74 to 499 and encodes 141 amino acids.
UCCUUUGACAUUUCUUUUGGUGAUAUCAAAGACAUGGCGAUUGCUCUCCGACACAAGCUCCGGUGGCGAGUCGAUGGCGGCGGCGACUACUCAAGGCACCGGAGAUAUCGAAGACAUGCAAAGGCGAUUGAUUCAGAAGAAGAUGGAGACGGAAAUGGUGCAUGACUAUGAGCAAGGACAUGCAGAGAAGAAGAAGGGACAGGAUACGUCGCCGGUCAUAUACGUCACCGUCGUUCUCAGCGUCGAUUUGCAUUGCGAUGGUUGUAUCGCGAGAAUCGUCACUUUAGCUCGUCGCUUAGAAGGUGUUGAAACAGUAAGAGCAGAUCAUGUUGUUGUUCUUACUCUGAUUGGAUUUAUGAAACCAAUGAAGGUUACAGAGCAAUUGCAGAAGAAGAGCAUGAAGAAGAUUGAGUUGUUAUCUCCAAAACCAAAGAAAGAAGCAAAAGCAAGCAAUGACACAAAGGCUGAGAACAACAACAAGACUAUGGUUAGGCUCUGAUUCACCUUGAAAAUACAUUCAUUGCAUGUGUUUAUAAGACUCGAUUGAUUAUAAAAACACGUCUUUCUCAAAUAACCAGACAAUGAUUCUCAAAUAACCAGACAAUGAUUAUUGGCUAUGUAAGUAAUAAUACAUAAAAAAAAAAAAAAAUUUUUAGAACCUCACUUCUUCGUAUCCUACCAU